Molecule: messenger RNA, 1383 nt
Organism: Scheffersomyces amazonensis
Lineage: Eukaryota; Fungi; Ascomycota; Pichiomycetes; Serinales; Debaryomycetaceae
Product: N,N-dimethylaniline monooxygenase
Exons: 1
Coding region: 1-1383 (460 amino acids)
Molecular function (GO): flavin adenine dinucleotide binding; N,N-dimethylaniline monooxygenase activity; NADP binding
Source: RefSeq, a predicted model, not a curated record
AUGACAUAUAAGCGAGUAGCUAUUAUAGGUGGAGGACCCUCAGGGUUAGCAAUUGCAAAAGCACUUGCCUUUGAGCCUUACCAAUUCGAAGCAAUUGAUGUAUUUGAAAGAAGAGAUAGAGUAGGAGGAGUAUGGAAUUAUGAUGGAGAUAAGUCACAUUUAAGGCCACCUGUUCCUUCGUUGGAUCCAGGUGGACGGGACUACAAUGAUAAUAUUGAAUUGACUCCUGCUGCAUAUGCAUCACCAAUGUAUAAAUAUUUGGAGACCAAUAUCCCAUCAAAAAUCAUGGAGUACGAACAAGUAUUUUUUGAUUCCGAUGGUACGACUUUUCCGGCCAGAGAAUCGGUGUUGGACUAUGUGAAAAAAUAUGCAACUACUAUUCCUAGUGAUAAAGUUUAUAUUCAUUUGAAUUCUGCUGUGACUUCGGUAACAAAAUUAGAUAGCGUAUGGCAUAUUGAAUUUAGAUCAACUAUUGCCCCAUAUCAACAAAAUAAGGAACAAUAUGAUGCAGUUGUCAUUGCUAAUGGGCACUUUGAAGUCCCUUUCAUUCCAGAAGUUAAGGGUUUGCAGAAUUGGAACGAUAAGGCUCCUGGAUCUAUAACGCAUGCCAAGUAUUAUAUUGAUCCUGAACCAUAUCGUGAUAAGAAUGUCUUAAUUAUCGGAAAUUUUUCCAGCGGUCAGGAUAUCUCUACGCAAGUAUUGGUUACUGCUAAGAGUGUCUAUGUUUCGAUCAAAGAUACAGAUGAGGCAAGUAAAUUGGAUGCAUCUGGAUUAAUUAAAUAUAUUGGAGUUGUAGAAGAAUACAAUUAUGACCAAGAGAGAUCCGUGAAAACCGUGGACAAUGAAGUGGUUAAAGAUAUUGAUGUGGUGAUCUUUUGUACGGGAUAUUUGUAUAGUGUUCCCUUCUUGAAUACUUACAAAGAGGAUGUGUUAUCGGCCGAUGGUAACCAAAUUCAGAAUCUUUAUAAGCACAUAUUUUAUACGAAGGAUCCAUCUCUUUCGUUUGUUGGUUUACCUAAAAAUGUAAUUCCUAUGCCUCUUGCUGAGUCUCAAGGUGCUGUAAUUGCUCGGGUGUAUUCAGGCAGAUUGUCAUUGCCAAGCGAAAUUGAAAGAAGCCUUGCUUAUGAACAAGAACUAAAAGAGCGAGGUUCAGGAAAAUCAUUCCAUAGUUUGGCGUAUCCUCUAGAUAUUACGUAUUACAAGGAUUUACAACAAUUGGUCGAUCAACAUAAGACUGGAUUCAACCCUCCUUUAUGGGACGAUGAAAGAGUACAGUUACGAGCUGAUACAUCAACAUUAAAGAAAGCCCGUGUAGCUAACGUAGUAAAGUAUGCGAUUAAGCUCCGAAAUGAAAGGGCAGAUUCAUUUAAGUUAUUAGACUAA